Messenger RNA from Xyrauchen texanus (razorback sucker), 3607 nucleotides. RefSeq names its product male-specific lethal 1 homolog. Gene Ontology annotation, cellular component: MSL complex. The record is from RefSeq and is a predicted model, not a curated record. The transcript is spliced from 9 exons. Bases 241 to 1779 code for a protein of 512 amino acids. NCBI's taxonomy places the organism in Eukaryota, Metazoa, Chordata, Actinopteri, Cypriniformes, Catostomidae.
AAAAUCCACCACGCGAAAUGUAAACAUCUCCAUAAUUGACGCAUGCGCAGUUGCGCACUAAGUCGAAACUCAAACGUAUGUUGGGACAUUGUGCAGAGAGGAUCAAGCCUUCAAAUGUGUGACGAACACCAAUAAAAGUACAGGUCUGCAGAUGCACCAAUCCUUUCAUAUGAGACAGAUCAUGUUGGUGUGACAUCUCUUUUGGAGCCAUGGUUUAUAGAGUAGAGGAUUUUCUUCGCCAUGAAUAUGCAACCUGGUUGCUUUUCUAAAGUGGGAUUAUACUCAAAUAACCUCGACUUCAGCCCAUCUCAAACAGGAACAGUUAGUGUCCCAAUAGCUUCCACAGUCUCAGAGAUACGAGAUCCACCUGGUGACAUUUCAAAAAACACCAGGCAACAUCUGAUCUUGGACAAGAAUCUGGGUGGGAAAGUUGAACGGACUUCAGUGCCUGUAAAGCUCGGCAGAGUGUUAGCUGUCGCUUCAGAGGCUGGCUCUGAGGGCACAGAAACACUGUCAUCUCAAGCUAAACAAAUGGGGGGUGAAGGCACCCCUGUAAAAAGUAAAACUCCCCUUGGACAGACCAACUCUAUAGAUAAUAAGCCAGAGUUUGUAUCCAUGAAUUCACACAGUAAUUCUAGGGACUCGGUGGGAGAGAAGAGUGUGAAAGGGUUAGAAACUAUGGGGGCAUCUCAUGAACACACGGAGAGUAAAAGGUUGAAUAUGAGGAAGAUCACAGGUCAUCCUCACUCGCAAGCCACUUGCCUUAAACAACUGCUUCUACUUCAGCUGGACUUGAUAGAGCAACAGCAACAACAACUGCAGUCUAAGGACAAGGAAAUAAAUGAUCUAAAAUCAGACAGAGAUACGUUGCUUGCUCGUAUCGAGAGGAUGGAACGGCGUUUGCAGUUGUUAAGUAAGGAACCACGUGACAAGAGGCUCUUUCAGCCAUUAGAGAGAUGGGUCCCUGAUACAGAAGAUUUUUGGGAAUCAGAUAUGGGAGACCGCUCGCAAACUCCAACAUCUAAGUCAGUCCAGUUGAAUCAAAGUGGCAAGAUGCAAAAGAGGAAGUUCAACUUCUUAGACGCCAAGAUGCAGAGGUCAAGAGGCAAGGCCACAAGAUCAACCCCCCAAAAAUUAGACACAGGAGAGACAUCACCUUGUCAGCAUGACUUGCGAAACAAGGAGACCCCAGAGAAGACAAGCAGACAGAUGGAUCCGUACCCAGAGGGAGAAGACAGCAAAGAAACUAAAGAUCUCCCAUACUUGACAACGACCGAUAUGUACCUGUGCUGCUGGCACCAGCCUCCUGCCUCUCCAUUACAGGAACCAUCUCCAAAGAUAGAGGAGGAUGUUACAAUCCCAUCCUGGAGAGAAAAUAUCAUGGAAUCCCUGUGCGAGGAGGAUGCCUUUGACAUCCCUGAGAAUCUCGAUGAUACAGUUUUUCUGAAACGGCACGCGAAGCUAGAACUGGAUGAGAAGAGACGAAAAAGAUGGGACAUUCAGAGAAUACGUGAACAGCGUAUGCUUCAAAGACUGCAGCAGCGCAUGGAGAAGAAAAAGAUGAAUGUUCAGGAAAGCAAGCCCGAAGUGUCCUCAUUUUAUCCUGACCCGGACAUGGUGGAGGCCAUUGAAGUCACACCAUUUCUGCCAGUAGUUGCCUUUGGUCAGCCUUUGCCCAAUUUGACUGCACAGAACUUUGAGCUGCCAUGGCUUGAUGAAAAAAGUCGGUGUCGUGUUGAAAAUCCGAAAAAAACUCCCCAUCGAACCUGUCGGAAAUGAGUGACAGAUUUUGAGCUUGUUACAAAGUUGAAAGCUACAUGGAGGAGCAAAGCAGGGUUUGAUCAUUCAGGUGACGGAAUAUUUGCCCAACAUUAUGGUUUAGUGUUGGGCCACAAUCUGCUGGCAAGAAUGAAAUGGCAGCAUUACAGCUAUGUUAUCAUUCUACGUUGCCAUGAUGAUAAAGCACCACCUGCCCCGUGAACUGCUAUUUUAGGCCACAUCCUCACUAAAUCGUUUUCAGUUUCUUGAUGUCAUAAUUUUUCAAAGUAUGCAGAUAUGGAGAGAGUUUUCGUUGGAGGAAAACACCAUUCUAGUGUGUAUAACAGCUUGCGUAAGCGUAGCAAAAUCAAUGCGUUUUUCAUUUGAAAAUGUAUGAGUGUGGACGUGGCCUUUUGCACACAAUCGGUGUGUGGUCUUUACUGAUUUAGGCUAAUCCUUUACCUUUAGUUCUGUUCUGUGAGUUUUCACUGAGGCGAAGUGAUAUUGAUUGUGCAGGCUCUGCUACAAAUGAAGAUUUAAUGUGCACUAAACUGUGGUUAUGGAGUAUUGAUCCACAUUUGCAUGUAAUGCCUAAGUAUAUUUGUGUUGAGAAUGGCUUUAAAGAGUUGUUUUGUUUUUAAAAUUGUAAUUAUGCACGAAUGUCUUGAUGAAACCUAAAACAAAUCCUAAAAAACUUACAUACUGUAUUUUUGUAAACAUAGCAUAGCUAUUUAGAAAUUGCCAGGAUAAGGUGUUUGCUGGAGAUCUGUAUAUCUCUGAAGCAGUUCAGCACCUUGUAGGUUUAAGGACAAUUAAGGACCCUUUGUUAUUUUUUUGGAUCUUUUAGUUGGUCUUUUGCUGUUAUUUUUGAUGUACCACAACCUCCUUAUUGAAAAUGUUUUUGUUACACAUCUAUUUUCCUUAAGUCCCAUCCAUGCCCAAAAGUGUUGCUAGUCUUUAUUCAUUUUGGAUAAACUGUGUGCCUAAUAGGAUUAUUUUAAGGGCAUUUGUGUUAUAUAUAUUUUUAUAGAUAUUCCUGUUCAAAUUGUGAAGUUUUUUUGUUUUAUUUUUUCAUAUUAUUGUGUUGAUCUUGUUAGCGCAACAUAUAUCAACAGUUUUUUCCUCCUUUCCCCCCUGAAUGUGUACAACUGGACCUCUGUAAAUAGCUUUAAUAUCACACCAGCUGUAAAUAAGGAAAAUGUUGCUGUUAUUUUUUUAUUUAAUGUCAGAAUGUUGUAUGUCCAGUAUAGAUGAUAUAUUGAUAGCAUUUACAAAAUUAAAAAAAAAAAAAACUCAAUCAGAAUUUUAAAGUUUUCUAUGUCCAUGUUUGUUCUGUGUAGUACUUCUGUUUUCUGCAAAUCACUUAAUUUAGCAUUUGUCCUUAUAGUGGUGAGGAAUCAAUCAUUAGUGCAGGAUUAUGAAAUCAGACCUUGUACAAUAACACAUUCAAAGACUUUAACCAUAAUGUUUUAUGCAUAUAUAAUUUCUUAAAACAGUUUUUCUAAAGUUAAAGACAUAAAAAUAUAUAAAUAUUAACAUUUAUAGAGUAGAUUACCAUAUGAUUGUAAAAAUGCAGACAGGGUUUAGAUGUUAUUCAAUAAUUGAAUCUGACAAAUGUAUUUAAUGUCAGAAUACGUUGUAAAAUGAAUCAAACUGUCCUUGUCCACUUAUUGUCUACUCUUGAUACAGAUCUCACAAGUGCAGUUCUAUGAACUGAAGGAUGAACAAUUUCAUGAUGUGUAAUGACAAUUUGUGGGGAGAAAAAAUUUCCUUGUCACAAAAAUAAUGCAAACAAUCUUUGUGCAAAUCUUGAUGCAAAAUAUCAUUUCUUAUUUUUUUCUUUUAAUUU